AUGCCAAACUCCACGGAGGAAGGGGGAGGGAGCUCUGGGGGUAAUCACUCUGGGUCGGGGUCUAGGAAGGAGAAGAAGAAGCAGGCCAAGGAAGAGAGGGACCGACUCAAACAGGCCGAGAAGAAGAAGCGCAGGCUUGAGAAGGCGCUAGCAACUGCGGCGGCAAUUCGAUCCGAGCUCGAGAAGAAGAAGCAGCGGAGAAAAGAGGAGGAGCAGCGGCUGGACGAGGAAGGUGCUGCUCUCGCCGAGGCUGUGGCUCUGCAAGUUUUGGUCGAGGAGGACUUUGAAGGUGGCGGCAAAGUAGAACAGGAGGAGGUUUGUAGCUUGGAAAGUGAUGAGAGCGUUGUUGGUGAGACGAGGAGGCAGUCGGGGGGUGUUUUCAGUGGGCAGCGAGUGUCGGGAAGCUCGACUUCUACUACGGAGAAUGUGAGGAAGGGGACGAACACGAACGAGAAGGGGUCAUGGGUUUGUGAGUGGGACUCGCCGGUGGGAGGGGGGCAGAAUGACGAUGAGUUCCUUAGCAAGAAGGGACUUAUCACCACGGCCGAGGAGAAGGCGAGAGUUAGCACCGAGAGAGCUAAAGCAGCGGAGAUGGCCGCUGGACUUGCUGCUGCGCAGGCUGUGGCUGCUCUCAGGAUCGCCGAAGAGGCUCGAGCUGAGGCUGAGGCUGCCAAGAAAGCCGCAGAAGCGGCCAUGAUCGAAGCACUUGAUCAGCGUGAUCCUCAGCACAAGAGAGACCAAGAGAUGAGUGUGGUGCGUGAACCCGAGGAAGACAAGGCGGAGUUGAAGGCGAGGCUUAUCGAGACGGAGAAGAAGUUACUGGAGAAAACCAGACGGGUUUCAGAGCUGGAGCAGAACCUUGAUGAGGUUACUCAAUACUUACUGGAGUUCAAAGCCAAGUUUGAGAGCGAUAAGAACGCUACGAUUCUCAGCUGCACAGCGGACGGAGUUACAUCACAGGUGGGACAGUAGGCCAUUUUGCGAGUAAGUCCAUACGGAGGUGACGCAGCCAACGCUGCUGAUCCUGUGGAUCGCCUGGCAUGGGGGCUCGUACGUAGUAUCUAUCAGUCAGUGGAUCAUCGUCGAGGCAAUUUCUAAGGCAGCACUAUGGUGGACGCUGCUGCACAGAUGAUGGGGUACUAUGGCUUUCAGAGCUAUGGAAUUCCUGGUUUCGGCUGGCAAUACGGGGGAUAAGGACAGGGCAGGAUACUGGAGCUCAGUUGCGUGGCCGAGACGAUACGAAAAUGCAGAUAUGUUCAAGCGAGAAGGAAGCGAUGAGCAGAUAAAACGAAGAUAAUUGUCUAUAGACUCGGUCGGGGGCUUCGGACAAAUAACAAGCUUUAUAUCCUUGGUGGA
Selaginella moellendorffii is the source of this 1356-nucleotide messenger RNA. RefSeq lists its product as uncharacterized. The record is from RefSeq and is a predicted model, not a curated record. Lineage: Eukaryota; Viridiplantae; Streptophyta; Lycopodiopsida; Selaginellales; Selaginellaceae. The coding region runs from base 1 to 972 and encodes 323 amino acids. The transcript is spliced from 2 exons.